AUGACGUUGUCAAAUGGUCUGCCCCGGUCAAACUCCUGCAAGGCGCACGCAAAGGCGCGCCUCCAGGAAAUUCUCACGCCCGACUUACUUGAGAAGCUCCGCCGGUUCUGGUUCAAACACCUCAAGACGGAAGAAGCUUACAUCCUGCCUCAGAAAUGUCAAAUGGGUAGAUGGUUCUUCCCUGAUGUUAGCUUUGACGAGGUCUGCAUAAAAAAAUACCGCCCUGUUCUUGAGGCUGUAAAGUCGUCGAGAGCAUCGAGCAAAGAAAUACUCUCAAUCAUCAGGCCUUUCACACCUCUGCAAUGGCUGAGUCUGGUCCUACUCCUGGAUCAGGUACCGCGAAACAUCUAUCGGGGCUCUGAGUCGUCCAUCGUCUUCAAGCUUUUCGACCCCAUCGCCCGCGAGAUCGCCCAGCACGCUGUAAACGCCGGCGCCCCGAAUCAUAGCAGAGUCCGGUACCGCGUAGCCUAUCGAAUGUGGUUCUACCUUCCUUUCAUGCACUCCGAGGACUUGGCACUACACGACUUUGCUGUCAAGCAGUAUCAGCGGAUGAAGGACGACUUUGAGGAGCUCAUGGCCGAUGACGGCACCGCUGGCUCUGAUGAUCAGCGAAAGUGUUGGGGAGUGUUGGCGGUGCAGAAGGAGUCGGCUAAAGACUUGCUGGAAACGAACUACGACUUCGUGGUAAAACACCGGGACAUCAUCGUACAGUUUGGAAGAUACCCGCACAGAAAUCUGGCCAUGGGCCGGCCUUCUACACCAGACGAGAGAAAUUAUCUCGAGAGCGGUGGUGAGUCCAUCAGCAGUGACAAGUAA
This is a messenger RNA of Colletotrichum graminicola M1.001, 816 nucleotides long. RefSeq lists its product as uncharacterized. Lineage: Eukaryota; Fungi; Ascomycota; Sordariomycetes; Glomerellales; Glomerellaceae. The transcript is spliced from 2 exons. Bases 1 to 816 code for a protein of 271 amino acids. The record is from RefSeq and is a predicted model, not a curated record. Gene Ontology annotation, molecular function: protein binding.